AUGUGCACCAACGUGAACACACGUGUUCCUAUUUCCAAGAUGGCUGCGCCCAGCUUCAAGAAUUUGCAGUGUGAAAACUACGGGAAAAUAUCUGCUGAACAGCACUUGCCUUUACAAGAACUCACAAAGCCUCACAUCGAGUCGUUCAACUAUGUCAUGAGAGAGGGGCUCUCCCUGGCUGUUCGGAACAUCCCACCUGUAGAAUUUGAGCUUGAGAAUGGAGACAGAAUAUCAUUUGCUUUCAAGGAUGCAACUGUUGGCUUACCUAUGGUCAGCGUUCGCAACCGCUAUGCAACAACUCUGAGAAUUUUUCCAACUGAGUGCCGACAGCGUGGGAUCACAUAUCGGGCCAAACUGCAGGCUGGGAUCGUGUGGAAGAGCAGCAAUGGCACCCUUGGAGUCAAGGAUGUAAUGAUGGGUGAAGUGCCCAUCAUGGUCAAGUCUGAUAAUUGCAACCUGCGGAAGCUCUCCCCGUCUCAGCUUGUCCAUCAUCAUGAGGAGGCAGAAGAGAUGGGUGGAUACUUCAUUGUCAACGGCAUCGAGCGAGUCAUCAGGAUGCUCAUCAUGCCCAGGAGAAAUUAUCCAAUGGCCAUCAGUAGACCGAAAUGGAAGACGAGAGGCCGAGCGUUCACUGAGUACGGUGUCACCAUGAGAUGUGUCCAGAACGACCAAACUUCUACAAAUAUAAUCCUACACUACAUGAACAAUGGAACUAUUGUUCUGAGUUUCACUUGCCGGAAGGAAAUGUUCUUCGUCUCGCUUGUCAUGGUUCUAAAGGCUCUCAUAGACACGACAGACCAACACAUCUACAGUGAGAUGCUGAAAGGAAAAGAGCAAGACACUUUCCUCAUCGGUUGCGUGACUGAGAUGCUUCGUCAAGCGCAAUCCCUGAACCUGACCACACAGAAAAGCAUCCUUACCUUCAUUGGUGAACAGUUCCGUGUCAAGCUAGGCCUGCCUAGCUGGUACUCGGCCGAAGAGGUCGCCAGAUUCCUGCUCAGACAACAGAUCUGUAUUCAUCUGGACUCCAACGUGGACAAAUUCAACACACUCAUCUUAAUGGCUAGGAAGUUAUUCUCUUUUGCCCGUGGUCAGUGUUCAGCAGACAACGCUGACAGCCCCAUGAACCAGGAGGUCUUGAUAGCAGGACAUCUCUACCAAAUGCUCCUCAAGGAAAAAAUGGAGUCGUGGUUACUGGGUUUGAAGUAUGCUAUCUUAAAGAAAGAAAAGAACUCGAUGAAGAACUUCAUCUUUAAUAAAGCCACCAUGUCUGAGGUACUCAAAAGUGUUAAUGAUCUUACCCGACCGAUGGAAUAUCUUCUUGCAACAGGAAACUUGGUCUCUAAGACAGGGCUUGGUCUCAUGCAGGCUGCUGGAAUGACUGUCGUUGCUGACAAACUCAACUUCAUGCGCUUCGUCUCUCAUUUUCGCUGUGUCCAUCGUGGGUCGUUCUUCUCUGAGAUGAGGACAACAUCUGUCCGGAAGCUUCUCCCAGAAGCUUGGGGUUUCCUGUGCCCAGUUCACACCCCUGACGGGGCCCCCUGUGGCCUCCUGAAUCACCUUACAGCGUCCUGUCAGGUGACCAAUACUCAACCAAUGAUGUCUCACCUGCCACGCCUUCUAUGCUCCCUGGGCAUGGCCCCACUGGAUGGCCCCGCCCCAGCACCCGUUGUAGACUGCUAUGAGCUUGUCAUGGAUGGGCGUGUAUUGGGACUGGUUGCCAAGGACGUGGCCCCGGAACUAGCGGAAAAGUUGAGGACACUGAAGGCAAAACAAGAAAAAGGGGUUCCAGCGACGCUUGAGGUAGUGCUCGUUCCCAUGACCAAGCAUGCCAGCCAGUACCCAGGUCUCUUCCUGUUCACCACGCCGGCGCGACUCAUGCGACCUGUCUUCAACUUAGCGACGCAGUCGACACAUCUGAUUGGUACACUGGAACAGGUGUAUCUGAAUAUUGCAGUCACGCCAAAGGAGAUACAUGAAGGGGAGACAACCCACAUGGAGCUGAGUGAGACCGGUAUACUGAGUGCAGUGGCGAGCUUGACUCCCUUCUCCGAUUUCAACCAGAGUCCACGUAACAUGUAUCAGUGUCAGAUGGGAAAGCAGACCAUGGGAGUUCCCUGCCAUACCUUGCAAUAUCGCAACGACCACAAGAUGUACCGUCUUCAGACUCCACAAUCGCCUGUCGUCAGACCCCAUGCCUAUGACCAUUACAACUUUGACGAUUACCCACUCGGAACCAAUGCUGUUGUCGCCGUUAUCUCGUACACGGGCUACGACAUGGAAGAUGCCAUGAUUCUCAACAAGUCAUCAGUUGAGAGAGGUUUCUGCCAUGGCACCAUCUACAAGACAGAAGAGAUUGAUCUCAAGAAGCAAGGUGGCGGGCCGGCAAACCAAGUCACACACAUAUUUGGUUGUGAUGUGAACAAUCAACGUGCAACAGGCAAGCUGGAUCCUGAUGGCUUCCCACCGAUAGGCACAGUCAUAGAGCCAGGAGAUCCGUUCUACAGUUUUCUAGAUUUAGAGACUCGUCAGUAUAAGGUAGAGCGAUACACUGGUAUGGAGACUGGAGUGGUCGACCAUAUCAAACAGACAGGGACUGAUGCUGGAAGCCAGGAAUGUCAGAAAGCCUACAUACAACUCAGAAUACAGAGAAAUCCGAUCAUCGGCGACAAAUUUUCCAGUCGGCACGGACAGAAGGGAAUCUGCAGUCAGCGAUGGCCGACAGAGAAUAUGCCAUUUACAGAGAGCGGAAUGACGCCAGACAUUAUAUUCAACCCACACGGCUUUCCCUCCAGAAUGACCAUCGGUAUGAUGAUUGAGAGCAUGGCUGGCAAGUCCAGCAGUCUCCACGGCCUGUGCCACGAUGCCACGCCGUUCACAUUCUCCGAAGACCAACCAGCCGUGGAUUAUUUCGGGAGACUUCUACGAGCCGCUGGUUAUAACUACCACGGCACAGAGAGAAUGUACAGUGGAGCCACGGGGGUGGAGCUAGAGGCAGAUAUAUUCGUGGGCGUCGUCUAUUACCAGAGACUCAGACACAUGGUCUCCGACAAGUUUCAGGUGCGUUCCACAGGGCCCAUUGAUGUCAUCACCCAUCAACCAAUCAAAGGAAGGAGGCGAGCUGGAGGUAUCCGCUUCGGUGAGAUGGAACGAGACUCGCUCCUCGCUCAUGGGACAUCCUUCUUACUCCAAGACAGACUACUCAACUGCUCAGACAAGAGUAUGAGCCAUGUGUGCACAAAGUGCGGCACCAUCCUCGGAAUAAAUCUGGACAAGAGGAGUGCCGACCAUGACGAAGGCAUCAACAGCGCCCUCUUUGGAUCAAACCAGAAAUGGACCUGCAGCACGUGCCAGUCGGCCGACCACAUCGACGUGAUAACGAUACCCUAUGUUUUCCAAUUCUUAGUAGCAGAGCUGGCAGCCAUGAACGUUAAAGUCAAACUGGAUGUCAAAUGAGUUUUCUUCGGUGCAUAAAUCAUGGGCCAAGUUUGGGCAAGG
Patiria miniata (bat star) is the source of this 3498-nucleotide messenger RNA. RefSeq names its product DNA-directed RNA polymerase I subunit RPA2-like (gene polr1b). The coding region runs from base 1 to 3456 and encodes 1151 amino acids. Gene Ontology annotation, biological process: DNA-templated transcription. NCBI's taxonomy places the organism in Eukaryota, Metazoa, Echinodermata, Asteroidea, Valvatida, Asterinidae. The transcript has 25 exons. Gene Ontology annotation, molecular function: ribonucleoside binding; DNA-directed RNA polymerase activity; DNA binding. The record is from RefSeq and is a predicted model, not a curated record. Gene Ontology annotation, cellular component: RNA polymerase I complex; nucleus.